UUAAUUUAAGGUUUAUUGUUAUUCCUUAUAUAAUUAUUAUUUAUUCUUAAAAAUUAUUUAAGAAUUUAUUAAAUAUGAAAAUUCAAAUUGAGGAAUAUAAAGAUCAAAUUGUAGAUUAUGUAACUGUGGAAAGAAUAAAAAAAUGCCUUAUAAGGCGGUAUGAAAGAGUUACUGAAUCAAAAUGGACGCGAUAUUUCAUUAUUACUUCCAUUAUCCAAACAAUUUUUGCCAUAGUUUUUAUAGCUAGAGUGUUAGACAGAAAUAAUAGAGCAGCAAACCGGUUUAAUAAUGAAUCACAGGAUAUAAAAGACUACAGGUGUAAAACUAUUAAUAGUGACAGAAUACAAAAUAUAAUUGGUGAAAAUACAGUUUUUCUCAUUUUUAAUAUAUUUCAACUUUGGUUUUGCCAGAAUGCGAUUUUUAAUCAAAAUACCAUACAAAUUAUAAAUAUCGCUGUUAUCAAUUAUCUGUGUGCACUUUUUGCUAUAGUUCAAAUUGUUGAAAUUGAUAUAUGGACGAAAAAUGCAAAUAAUUGUCUACCUGGUUUCGAUUAUCAUGCAAUUAUUGCAGCUUAUGAGGUACCAUUAAUAGUAAUAGUAGUAAUAUGCGCAACUUUACAAGUGUUCUUUACUUGGAAGUUAUAUCAACAAUUCGGUUGGAAUAUUUAUAAAAAAAUUGGCGCCGAUCUUAGAAUGCAAAGGAUUUACCGAACAAUGUUAAUUUUCGUUAUGUUACUAAAGAUUGAUCUGUUCUUUAUGAAUUAUUUGGCAAUUGAAGGUUGUAUCGUAACACGACCAGGCCGUUCAAACCAAAAUCUUAGUGAGGGAUUAUAUUACUUUCACGUUUGUAUAACGAUAAUAAUCGUUUUCUUACAGUUACUUGUUUGGCAUUCGUUACGUAAAGAGUCUUCAUUAGGAAUGAAAAUUUUUAUUGGAGCUUGGAUAGUAUGUAUUGCAGACUUUAUAAUAUUACUCGUAGAUUCAAUAAAACCAUCUAGUGAAGAGAGUUGGUACUUUUUCACUAGUUUUAUUGCCGUUGGGAUUAUAAUGGGUUUGGUAACACUUCUAUGGUCAAUAUUUCUAUUAAGAAACUUCGGCAAAGGUCUAAAACCACAUCUCUCUAGGCAAAGCCAUUUGGAAACUUUACCCACGCAACAGACGUCCAACCCAACGGAUUCAUCGACGCCUCAACGUAUAGGCCGCUGGGCUAUCGAUGAUUAAGAGGGGGAAAUAAUAUUCCAUAUAAAAAAAUGAACAUUUAAUAUAAAUUUUUUUUUCCCGUUGUUUUCAUCAAUAAUAUUUACAUAAUUGUGCCAACAAAUUAUUGAAAGAGGGGAAAAAUUAGAUGAAAACAAAAUCGAAUUCCUUUUUGUAAUUUUUGAAAAAAAAAAAUCGAAUUUGUAUUUAUAAUAUACAAAUUCAUUAACAAAAGGAAUGAAGGAAUCAGAGAAAGAAUGAGAAGCAA
This is a messenger RNA of Rhizophagus irregularis DAOM 181602=DAOM 197198, 1464 nucleotides long. RefSeq lists its product as uncharacterized. Gene Ontology annotation, cellular component: Golgi apparatus. The record is from RefSeq and is a predicted model, not a curated record. NCBI's taxonomy places the organism in Eukaryota, Fungi, Glomeromycota, Glomeromycetes, Glomerales, Glomeraceae.